GCCCCGGAGAUGUUCGGGAUCCAGGACAACCUGCCCCGCGGGGCCACGGCCAGCAUGAAGGAGGAGCCGCUGGCCGUUCGCUCCUGGAUGCACUCGGCCGGCGUGGUGGACGCCAACACGGCCGCUCAGAGCGGGGUGGGGUUAGCCCGUGCUCACUUUGAGAAGCAGCCUCCGUCCAAUCUGAGGAAGUCCAACUUCUUCCACUUCGUGUUGGCGCUGUACGACCGGCAGGGUCAACCGGUGGAGAUCGAACGCACCACCUACGUCGACUUUGUGGAGAAAGAGAAGGAGCCGACUGGAGAGAAAACCAACAACGGGAUUCACUACAAGCUGCAGCUGCUCUACAGUAACGGAGUGAGAACGGAGCAGGAUCUCUAUGUCCGGCUGAUCGACUCCAUGACCAAACAGGCCAUCAUCUAUGAAGGUCAGGAUAAGAAUCCAGAGAUGUGCCGAGUUCUGCUGACACAUGAGAUCAUGUGCAGUCGCUGCUGCGAUAAGAAGAGCUGUGGAAACAGAAACGAGACGCCGUCAGACCCCGUCAUCAUCGACAGGUUCUUCCUGAAGUUCUUCCUAAAGUGUAACCAGAACUGUCUGAAAAACGCUGGAAACCCACGAGACAUGAGGAGGUUCCAGGUGGUGGUGUCUACGACAGUGAAUGUGGACGGCCAUGUUCUCGCCGUCUCCGACAACAUGUUCGUACACAACAACUCCAAACAUGGCCGCCGAGCCCGGAGACUGGACCCGUCUGAAGCAGCCACUCCCUGUAUUAAAGCCAUCAGUCCCAGUGAGGGCUGGACGACGGGGGGAGCGACCGUCAUCCUGAUUGGAGACAACUUCUUUGACGGCCUGCAGGUCGUCUUUGGCACCAUGCUGGUGUGGAGCGAGUUGAUCACCCCUCAUGCUAUCCGGGUCCAGACCCCUCCCCGUCACAUCCCUGGGGUCGUCGAGGUCACGCUGUCCUACAAGUCCAAACAGUUCUGUAAAGGAGCCCCAGGCCGUUUCGUUUACACAGCUUUAAAUGAACCCACUAUAGACUAUGGCUUCCAGAGGUUACAGAAGGUCAUUCCUCGUCACCCCGGAGACCCAGAGAGACUGCCCAAGGAGGUGCUGUUGAAGAGGGCAGCUGACCUGGUGGAGGCGCUCUACGGGAUGCCUCAUAACAACCAGGAGAUCAUCCUGAAGCGAGCGGCCGACAUCGCCGAAGCUCUCUACAGCGUUCCCAGGAACCACAACCAGAUCCCAUCGCUAGGCAACACUACCUCGCACGGCAUGAUGGGAGUUAACUCCUUCAGUGGACAGCUGGCCGUCAACGUCUCUGACACAACGCAAGUUGGUUACAGUCGUAACACGAGCAGCGUGUCGCCACGGGGAUACGUACCGAGCUCCACCCCCCAACAGAGUAACUAUGGUAACACUGUCAGCAACAGCAUGAACGGCUACGGCAACACCGGCAUGCCAAACCUCGGAGUGGCGACAUCACCUGGCUUCCUCAACGGGUCGUCUGCCAACUCUCCCUACGGCAGUAAGUAUCAAGUUGUUCCCUCCAGUCCGACCAUGGCGGUUUCUAACUGUAACUCCUCUCACGGAGUUUUCUCCUUCUCGGCGGCCGUCAAACAGAAGAGCGCCUUCGCUCCCGUCGUCCGGCCAACAGCUUCACCUCCCCCUCCACCAAACUGCUCCAACAACUCCAAUGGGCUGCAAGCCAUGUCCGGCCUCGUCGUUCCUCCGAUGUAAAGAAUCAUCCUCCUCGUUCCUCGUCUCUCUCCCCCCUCAGCUACGAGCACAAAUCACCUCAGAGGAGGAGGGGCAUGAGGCCUCAGGAGGCGGGGCCUCAGGCAGCAGCUGACUAAUCAGGACAGAGUAUUGAUCCUGUUCGUCACAGAUUAAAAAAAUAAACUGUCUCUGACUGGACGUAGUCUCCAGUCUCUAAAGAAGAAAAUAAAAAGGACUUUUUGUAAAGUAGUUUUCUCCGGGUGCUUUCAGCUCUCUGUAAUUAUUCUGAUGUUAUAGUCUGUGUUUGGGGGGUGGGGUCUGUUGGUGUUAAAACUGUGAUGUCACACCUGUGAUGUGACAUCAUUUCCUCUACUUGAGAUGUAAUUCUGGUUGAAGAAACAGAGAACAGAUCCAAAUCUGCUCUGAUGAUUGUGGACAUUAAAGGCUCCAAAUUACAGAAAAUGUAAAUCCUCCUUUGUUAUAAAACAAAAACUUUCCUCUCACCUGAUUGGUCACUGCCCUGCUGAAGUGGUGAAUACCUCAAUGUUCAUUAGGAAACUGAACUCUGUACAUCCGACUCAGUGAGGGAGGAGAAACAGGAAGCUUCCUGUUCAUGUUCUUUGUUUUGAUUUUGAAGGAAGUCAAUCAGAUUACAACAAAACCCACCAGAAAAAUACAGAACAAGAACUUCCCAACUUUGUUCCGUUUCCUUCUCUGCUACAAUGAAGAAGGAAGCUUCCUUGUUUGGGGGCAGAGAAAAUGGAGGCUUCCAGGUAGAAAAAAGUGAAGAAGGAAGAUCUAUACCUAGGAAGCAAGGACGACGGAAGCUUUCAGUAAGGGAACAUGGAAGGAGAAGCCUUCUUAUGUAGGGACACACUAAGAAUGAAACUUUCUAGUUAGGGAGCCAUUUUCUGUCAUCACUGCUAAGCUUGAUCCUGAUUGGUUCCUCUCACUGAGAAAUAAUUAAAAUCCAUCAAAUGAAACCUCUAGCUGGUUUACUUCUGCUGCUGUCAGCCAAUCAGAGCCCAGUAUUGUGACAACUUCGUCUGUACAUGAAUUCAGUUUAACUUGUUUUUAGCAGUUGAAUAUCAUGAAGAACGUGUUUCUGACCCGCAGUCAAUAAUAAUAAUAGUCAAUAAUAAUUUGGGGCCUUUUGUUGUUUUAAUAAACUCAACACAGAGUCUUCUGACCUCUGGAAGCACAAUGAAAAGAUCAACUAAAAGAAAGAGUAAUGAAUGAAAAUUAUCUUCCUCCCGUUAUUAGCCCCGCCCUUCUUUCUUUAGCCACGCCCCUGCCUGUAUGUGUUAAUUUAUUUUUAUCUGUUUUUCUUUUUUAUGCUCGCACUGUAAAAACAAAUCUUGCAUCCUCAUAGGCUAUCUGUGACUAUCUGUCUUCUUGUUCAAAGUUGUCUCAUUUAUUCUAGCUCCUCCUCCUCCUCAAGCCCCGAGCUCUUAAACCACGCCCAUUCACCCAAAACCCCGCCCCCUGUGUUUUCUCUGUGGGUUUUGUGAUUUUUGCCAAAGUUGUAGCUGGCUGAAUAUUUAUACGUCACUGUGGUUGAUCACGGCCCCCACCCCGUCACUCAGCUCACCGAGGGAAACUCUUUUGUAACAUACAGAUUAUAAAUAGUGUAUUUAUAUCUCAGAUUGUUUUUGUAUAAAUGGAUGUUGAGUCAUGUCGUCUUCAUGGGGUUUUAGACAUGUGUGUGUAUGUGGUGGUGCCACACUGAAAAACAAACCAUUGUUUUGUAUGAAAAAAAGAAAACUGAAUGUUAAUGUCUUCACACAUUUAUAGCGCUGUCAAUCAAAGCUGAUGUUUCCAUUCAGCUCCACUCAUUUUGGUUUUUGUUGUUUUUAAUGUAAAUCUUGUUUUAAUGACUGUUUGGCUGUACUGAAAUGAUUUCCUCACAGUGAAUAAAGUCAGCAGGUCGCUCUGA
Messenger RNA from Siniperca chuatsi (mandarin fish), 3649 nucleotides. It is a transcript of the gene ebf3a, whose product is annotated as EBF transcription factor 3a. Gene Ontology annotation, molecular function: DNA-binding transcription factor activity, RNA polymerase II-specific; RNA polymerase II cis-regulatory region sequence-specific DNA binding. The transcript is spliced from 16 exons. Gene Ontology annotation, biological process: regulation of transcription by RNA polymerase II. Lineage: Eukaryota; Metazoa; Chordata; Actinopteri; Centrarchiformes; Sinipercidae. The coding region runs from base 10 to 1734 and encodes 574 amino acids. The record is from RefSeq and is a predicted model, not a curated record.